GGAAAAGAAACCGGAUUUGAAACAUGGCGGACGACGCGGAUCAGCAACAGACCACCAACACUGUAGAGGAGCCGCUGGAUCUCAUCAGGCUCAGUCUAGAUGAACGAAUUUAUGUAAAAAUGAGAAAUGACCGAGAACUGCGAGGAAGAUUGCAUGCUUAUGAUCAGCAUUUAAACAUGAUUUUGGGAGAUGUAGAAGAGACUGUGACAACUAUAGAAAUUGAUGAAGAAACUUAUGAGGAGAUCUAUAAAUCAACCAAGAGGAACAUUCCAAUGCUGUUUGUUCGAGGCGAUGGGGUUGUAUUAGUAGCCCCUCCACUGAGAGUUGGCUGAAACCAAGACCUUAUCCUGUGUGGAAAAUUGGAGACUCUGGACAAUAGCCUCUGCGAGAGAAGCUGGUGUUCAAAAGAACAGCCUGUGAUACUUUUUGAUAUUUAGAAAUAAUCAAGGAGCCCUCCACCCUUAAAAUGUUUAUUUCCAGACAGUUCCUAGUAUAACCGGUGUAACACUCAAUCUUAGAUUUCGGAUACCAAACCUACCAAUUAAUGUCGGCACCAUAAAGCAGGACUCUUUUUCAGUGAUUUAAUUUGUCUCUUCAUCUCGUAGGCAAUUAUAUUUUUUUAAUUAAAUUUACCUUUUGGGUUUUUUGACCAGGUGA
This is a messenger RNA of Trichosurus vulpecula (common brushtail), 657 nucleotides long. RefSeq names its product LSM3 homolog, U6 small nuclear RNA and mRNA degradation associated (gene LSM3). Gene Ontology annotation, biological process: mRNA splicing, via spliceosome; P-body assembly. The transcript has 4 exons. Gene Ontology annotation, molecular function: RNA binding. Gene Ontology annotation, cellular component: precatalytic spliceosome; U4/U6 x U5 tri-snRNP complex; U6 snRNP. NCBI's taxonomy places the organism in Eukaryota, Metazoa, Chordata, Mammalia, Diprotodontia, Phalangeridae. The coding region runs from base 24 to 332 and encodes 102 amino acids. The record is from RefSeq and is a predicted model, not a curated record.